AUGCUAUUAAAAGUAGGUGACUGUUUUAAUUCUUUGCAAGAAUUAGAACAAAAAGUUUCAUCCUAUGAAAUUGAAUCGUGUGUUUCUCUUUAUAAGAGAGAAAGUAGGACGAUUGAGUCAGCUAGGAAAAAAGGAAUUGAGAGGUUAAUUAAAGAAAGUUUAAUGUUUUAUACAAUACAUUAUGCAUGUUAUCAUGGUGGAAAGAAUUUUAUUAGUAAAUCAACUGAAAAACGCCCAAAUCAAAGCACAUUCCAGAUGAACUGUACAUUUGGAAUUUGGUUUAAAGUGACUGAUGAUGGAAUGCAGUUUUGUGUUGACACGAUGAUGUUAGAGCAUAACCAUGAUAUUGAUCGAGAGUUUUUUAACAACCUCCCAAAAAGAAGAAAACUAACUACAGAAGAAGAGCAAGAUGUUUCGAGAAUUUUAACUAUGCAUGGAAACAAGUGGCUAAUAAAAGAUCAAAUACUAAAAGAAACAGGUAAAAAAGUCACUUUGAGAGAUCUUCAUAAUUUAGCUGCUAAGCAAAAAAGUACUAAUAACAUGGAUUCUCUUUUAGCAGUUUUUAGUAAAUGCAAUAGACCCAAUCUUGAAAUUAAAGCAGAUGAGAGCGGAGUAUUAAAUGGCAUUUUUUAUCAAGAUGCUGAAAUGAAGAGGUUCUUUGAUCAAUAUCCUGAAUUAGUUUUAAUGGAUACAACUUACAAACUGACCAAUUUGAGAAUGCCACUCUAUAUAAUGCUUGUUGUUGGACCAUAUGGUGAGAGUGAAAUUUUAGCAAUAUUUCUAACAGCAACUGAAGACUCAGUAACACUUAGUGCUAUGCUAGAUAUUUUUAAAGAAAAAAAUCCAAACUGGAAUUUAAUUUCAACUGUUUUUACAGAUAAAGAUUUGACGGAAAGGGAGAAUAUUCGCCAAGCCUUUCCGCAAGUCGCUCUCUUGUUGUGCAUUUUUCAUGUACUCAGAUGUAUGAGUAGGGAAAUAACUACAAAAAAAAUGAAUAUUUCAGAAGAUCAAAGAUUGAGUGCACUAAAAAUGAUUCAGAAAAUGACUUAUGCAUCAUCCGAGGAAAAAUAUGAAAGCAUUCGCAAUGAAUUUCACAAAGUUAUGCUGGGAACAGAUGUUAAAUAUUUUGAGGCUAAUUGGCAUGGUUGCAGAUAUGAAUGGGUGCAUUGUUGGCAACAGCAAAAUGUAACAUAUGGAGAAAAGACCACUAAUCGUUUAGAGUCAAUUAAUCAUCGAAUCAAAGCUGUUGUUACCCUACUAAGUCCUUUGCCAGUCUUUUUCAAAGAUUUUCUUGCUGUUAUUACAUGCAUGCGUCACGAAAGAGAUCAACACUAUAUAAAUUCAACUGAGCGUGUUACUGAUUGA
Molecule: messenger RNA, 1365 nt
Organism: Hydra vulgaris (swiftwater hydra)
Lineage: Eukaryota; Metazoa; Cnidaria; Hydrozoa; Anthoathecata; Hydridae
Source: RefSeq, a predicted model, not a curated record